UGUCGACCCCUCGCUGUUUCCAACGCCGGGAGCAGCCAGGAGAAGGGGUUGCGAACUCGUCGAUCCGUGCUCGCUUCGCGUGGAUCCGAGCUUCGAACUUGCAGAUCCGCCGGCGGUGGGGCUCCGAUCCAUCCGACGUCCUUCCGCUCGCGAUUCGGGGAUCCGUAGCUUUUGACUUUGGAUUAGGGUUGUCGUCAUGGGUUCGAAAGAUGAGAAGCCCGUGGGUGGUGGGUUCUUCUCCGCGAUCACGUCGAGCGUUCGGAACUGGGGCAGCGCGAUGCAUAAAUCCGUAAAUGGGCUAUUGGGUUAUGAAGGACUUGAAGUUAUCAAUCCUGAUGGAGGCACUGAAGAUGCAGAGGCAGAAGCCCAACGUGGAAGGUGGAAGCAAGAGGAUCGAGAUGGUUAUUGGAAGAUGAUGCACAAAUAUAUAGGCUCAGAUGUGACAUCAAUGGUGACAUUGCCUGUUAUCAUUUUUGAGCCAAUGACAAUGAUUCAGAAAAUGGCUGAGUUAAUGGAGUAUUGCCACUUGUUAGAUCUGGCAGAUGAAUGUGAGGACCCCUACAUGCGGUUAGUUUAUGCUUCCUCUUGGGCAAUUUCUAUCUAUUUUGCCUAUCAACGAACAUGGAAACCUUUUAAUCCUAUCCUUGGAGAGACUUAUGAAAUGGCUAAUCAUGGUGGUCUGACAUUCAUUGCAGAGCAGGUUAGUCAUCAUCCACCAAUGAGUGCUGCACACGCAGAGAAUGAACAUUUUACUUAUGAUAUCACCUCAAAAUUGAAAACAAAAUUCUUAGGAAACUCGUUGGAAAUUUAUCCAGUUGGAAGGACAAGGGUGAAGCUAAAGAAAGAUGGUGUUAUCUUGGAUUUGGUGCCUCCUCACUCAAAGGUUAAUAACCUUAUAUUUGGGCGCACAUGGGUUGACUCACCUGGGGAGAUGAUUAUGACAAACUUGACAACUGGGGACAAAGUUGUGUUAUAUUUCCAACCAUGUGGUUGGUUUGGGGCUGGGCGGUACGAAGUGGAUGGAUAUGUAUAUAGUGCAGAAGAAGAACCUAAAAUAUUGAUGACAGGAAAAUGGAAUGAGUCAAUGAGUUGCCAGCCCUGUGAUCAAGAAGGAGAACCCUUGCCGGGCACUGAACUAAAAGAGGUAUGGAGAGUUGCUGCCACCCCAGAAAAGGACAAAUUCCAGUACACAUAUUUUGCACAUAAGAUAAACAGCUUUGACACAGCAUCUAAAAAGUUGUUGGCAUCAGACUCCCGAUUGCGGCCUGACAGAUAUGCCCUCGAGAAAGGUGAUAUGUCCAAGGCUGGUGCAGAAAAGAGCAGCUUGGAGGAGCGGCAGCGAGCAGAGAAAAGAAAUCGAGAGGCCCAGGGACAUCAAUUUACCCCAAGAUGGUUCAACAUGACAAGCGAAGUUACUCCUACACCUUGGGGUGAUAUAGAGGUAUACGAAUAUAAUGGUAGAUACACAGAACACCGGGCUAGAAUCGAUAGCUCCGGUUCCAUCGAUGAGACUGAUAUCAACACCGUUGAGUUCAACCCAUGGCAGUAUGGUGAUUUGUCUGCCCAAUAAGGAAUUUUCGCUUGGUACAAACAUUGAACGCUUUUAAGAAUGCAUUUGGACGGGUGGUGGUAUGAAAAUUAUUUCUAGUGUUUGUAUGGUGGAUAGCAAAACAUUUAUCUUUCCGUGGGGCCUUUGUGGAUGUCAUCAGUUUCAUAUGUUUUUGUAUUGCUUACUCCUAGAUGACUGAGCUCGUUUGCCUUUUAAUGUAAUGUUCCAUAAUACCUUGUUAUAACCAGGGAUCCUAAAUUCUUGAAGAUGCCA
Messenger RNA from Musa acuminata subsp. malaccensis (wild Malaysian banana), 1822 nucleotides. RefSeq names its product oxysterol-binding protein-related protein 3A. Gene Ontology annotation, cellular component: cytosol; intracellular membrane-bounded organelle; membrane. Gene Ontology annotation, molecular function: sterol binding. The record is from RefSeq and is a predicted model, not a curated record. NCBI's taxonomy places the organism in Eukaryota, Viridiplantae, Streptophyta, Magnoliopsida, Zingiberales, Musaceae.